Molecule: messenger RNA, 1011 nt
Organism: Cryphonectria parasitica EP155
Lineage: Eukaryota; Fungi; Ascomycota; Sordariomycetes; Diaporthales; Cryphonectriaceae
Exons: 2
Coding region: 1-1011 (336 amino acids)
Biological process (GO): removal of superoxide radicals
Cellular component (GO): cytoplasm
Molecular function (GO): thioredoxin-disulfide reductase (NADPH) activity
Source: RefSeq, a predicted model, not a curated record
AUGUCCAGCCACACCAAGGUUCUUGUCAUCGGUUCUGGGCCUGCUGCCCAUACCGCCGCCAUCUACCUGGCCCGUGCCAACCUCGAGCCCACCCUCUACGAAGGCUUCAUGGCCAACGGCAUAGCCGCGGGCGGUCAGCUGACCACGACCACCGAUGUCGAGAACUUCCCCGGCUUUCCCGACGGCAUAAUGGGCGGCGCGCUCAUGGACAACAUGCGCAAGCAGUCUGAGCGCUUUGGCACCAAGAUCAUCAGCGAGACCAUCGCCGACCUGGACCUCUCCAGCCGGCCCUUCAAGUACGCGACCGAGUGGGACUCCGACACCAAGCACACGGCGGACACCGUUAUCAUUGCCACCGGCGCCACCGCCCGCCGCCUGGGUCUUGUCGGCGAGGACAAGUACUGGAACAAUGGCGUCUCGGCAUGUGCAGUCUGCGACGGCGCCGCUCCCAUCUUCCGCAAGAAGCCCCUGGUUGUCAUCGGCGGCGGUGACUCGGCCGCGGAGGAGGCCAUGUUCCUGACCAAGUACGCGAGCCACGUCACCGUGCUCGUCCGCAGAGACCAGCUCCGCGCCAGCAACAUCAUGGCCAAGAGGCUCCAGAACCACAAGGACGUCACCAUCAAGUGGAACACGGUCGGUACCGAGAUCAAGGGCGACGACAAGGGCCUCAUGAGCCACCUGGUCGUCAAGAACGUCCAGACGGGCGCCGAGGAGACGCUCGAGGCCAACGGCCUGUUCUACGCCAUAGGCCACGACCCAGCCUCCACCCUCGUCAAGGGCCAGAUCGACACGGAUGAGGACGGCUACAUCGUCACCAAGAACGGCACGCCCCUGACAAACAUCGAGGGUGUCUACGCUGCCGGCGACGUCCAGGACAAGAGGUACAGGCAGGCUAUCACGAGCGCAGGUUCGGGCUGUAUGGCCGCCCUCGAGGCCGAAAAGUUCCUUUCGGAGCACGAAGAGGCCGAGGCACCAGUCACGGCGGAACAGAACUGGGGCGAGAAGGCGUGA